Mesoplodon densirostris (Blainville's beaked whale) is the source of this 687-nucleotide messenger RNA. Its product is annotated as mitochondrial import inner membrane translocase subunit TIM14-like. The coding region runs from base 1 to 591 and encodes 196 amino acids. The transcript is spliced from 2 exons. Gene Ontology annotation, molecular function: ATPase activator activity. Gene Ontology annotation, cellular component: PAM complex, Tim23 associated import motor. The record is from RefSeq and is a predicted model, not a curated record. NCBI's taxonomy places the organism in Eukaryota, Metazoa, Chordata, Mammalia, Artiodactyla, Ziphiidae. Gene Ontology annotation, biological process: protein import into mitochondrial matrix.
AUGGAGGAACCCAAUCCUGAGCAGCCUGAGAAGGUGGGCGUCCACUACCGGGUGAUCAGCCAUGAACUGAGAGUUUUCCGGCCUAGUUUACGGCCGCCAUUGCCGUAUUUCCUGGGGCGCCCGUGUCUGGGCGGUUUGUACGUGCUGGUUGUGGCCGCGGCGCUUCAAUGUAGAGGCAUAGAGUUGGUGGGGAGGGAUGUACCGCGCUCCCGGUGGAAGCAGAGGAGCCGAGCGGGAACCAUGGCCAGUACAGUGGUAGCAGCUGGACUGACCAUUGCUGCUGCAGGAUUUGCAGGCCAUUACGCUUUGCAAGCCAUGAAGCAUAUGGAGCCACAAGUAAAACAAGUUUUUCAAAGUCUACCAAAAUCUGCCUUCAGUGGUGGCUAUUACAGAGGUGGGUUUGAACCCAAAAUGACAAAACGGGAAGCAGCAUUAAUACUAGGUGUAAGCCCUACUGCCAAUAAGGGAAAAAUAAGAGAUGCUCAUCGACGAAUUAUGCUUUUAAAUCACCCAGACAAGGGAGGAUCUCCUUAUAUAGCAGCCAAAAUCAAUGAAGCUAAAGAUUUACUAGAAGGUCAAGCUAAAAAAUGAAGUAAAUGUAUGAUGAAUUUUAAGUUCCAACUCAUUUAUGUAUGAGUACCAGCUUUUUAUAAUAAAAUGCCUCAAAGCUACACAUUUUAAAAAUUA